This is a messenger RNA of Chenopodium quinoa (quinoa), 1247 nucleotides long. RefSeq lists its product as uncharacterized. The transcript has 4 exons. Lineage: Eukaryota; Viridiplantae; Streptophyta; Magnoliopsida; Caryophyllales; Amaranthaceae. The coding region runs from base 188 to 1135 and encodes 315 amino acids. The record is from RefSeq and is a predicted model, not a curated record.
AUGAAGAGAAUAUUUUUAUAAUAUGCUUUGAUUAUAUAAUUGAAGUGCUUGAAAUAAGGGGUUGGACUGUUAAAGUCAGGUGGGGCUGGACAAGAAACAAUAGAAGGAAAUUCAAUAGAAAGCCACCUUUAACGGCUAGUUUUGUGAGUGUCCCUUCCCGCCUUGCAGUGCCGGAGUGGCGUGUCGUAUGUGUUGUGCCGUGUCGAAUCUAGUUGAAAAAAUGGGACAUGUUAAUAUGAUCAGUUCAUGGGGUUCCCAUGUUUCAAUUGCUCAAAAUUCUGACAAGUUUAUUCCAAAGUCGCAAUCUUUGAAACAAAGUAGAGAAACCCUUUUAAUUAAUUUCAAUUCAGCAAGAAGAUCAAGGAAGUUUCAGAAGAUUGGAGUUGGGAUUCCCAGCUGCUGCAAAAGAAGUGAAUUGGUUGAUUUUGAAGAGAGAACAAGCGCAAAUGAGGUCAAAAAGGAGAUUAUACAGUGUUACGAACUAAUUCACAGGCUAGGGAGGGGAGUUAUCUAUAUUGGCUCUGCAAGACCAGGAGCAAAUCAUCCACAUUAUAGCCAAUCACUUGAGCUUAGUAGAGAGAUUGCAAAUCUAUUGAAUUGCACUACAUGGACAGGAGCUGGUCCAGGACUAAUGGAUGCAGCUAUUGAAGGUGCGCUGCAAGCUGGGAAGCCUGUUGGUGGAUUUAAAAUCGAGAAAGAAGCUGGUCAAUGGUCUUCAACAGGCUCUCAUCCUUACCUUCCUGCUGAUACAUAUCUUACUUGCAGGUUUUUCUCAGCUAGGAAACAUGGUUUUGUGGAUGCUGCAGUAAGAAAUAGUCCCCAAGACCGAACAGCUGUAAUUGCUCUUCCUGGUGGGAUUGGAACUCUUGAUGAGAUGUUUGAGAUCCUAGCGCUUAUUCAGCUGCAGCGAAUAGGAUCUCAACUUCCAGUUCCAUUCCUACUCAUGAAUUAUGAUUCAUACUAUUCUAAGCUCCUGGAUUUCUUCAAUGACUGUGAACACUGGGGAAAUCUCGCAAAGGGAGAGGUUGAAUCACUUUGGAAAGUGUGUAGUAACAAUGAAGAAGCUCUAACCUAUUUAGCAAGAUUCUACAGUCUUCCUCUCAUCAAUGAAGAGUUAAAGAACACGAAACAAUAGUUCCUUUAGACAUGUAACUUGUUGAAGAUUAUUUGAUCAAAAUAAAUUUGUAGCAUUUGGCUUAAAUUUUGUGAUGUUUACCCAAAACAGGAAGAAUUUAAUCUUGUUCAUG